Parnassius apollo (apollo) is the source of this 582-nucleotide messenger RNA. Lineage: Eukaryota; Metazoa; Arthropoda; Insecta; Lepidoptera; Papilionidae. The record is from the annotation of a GenBank genome assembly.
AUGAAUAGAGAAAGCACAGUAACAUUGACUCCAAAUAAGUUGGAACUAGACUCAACAAAAACAAGCUUAAAUAAUUUUAUUGAUACGUGUAACAUAAUUAAUAAUUAUAAUUUGGAGACAGAUAGUGAAAAUGUCCCAUGUGGCGAAGGUAGCAUCAUUGAUUAUCAAUGCAGUAUAACAUGUUCUUGUAGACUAGGAGAUAAAAAUAAGAAUGAAACGUUUAUUUCACCUUCUGUAGAGCAAAUAAAAGAUGAAUUAGAAAUAUCGGAAAUAUGUCAGUGCAAUAGCAAAACAGUCAUUACUGAAUGCAAUAAAGAAAAUUGUUGCAAUGAGCAACAUCUACAAAGUGAUAUUAAAGAAAACUGUUCAGAAAAAAAUAUCGAAUAUUUUGAAAGUAAGGUUCAUAAGACAUUAAAAGUUAAACGCCUUCCAAACGUAGAUGGUACUGUGCAAGAAAUAAUAGAGUCAAUAACAGUUAGAACAAAGAAACACGAUCCUUUUGGAAAUAUUUUGGACACUGAACAAGAUGAAAGUGAAGAAUUAUCAUUUCAAUUGUCGCCAGAGGAAAAUUAUGAUGAAUGA